This is a messenger RNA of Durio zibethinus, 1995 nucleotides long. The record is from RefSeq and is a predicted model, not a curated record. NCBI's taxonomy places the organism in Eukaryota, Viridiplantae, Streptophyta, Magnoliopsida, Malvales, Malvaceae.
AUGACUGAAUCCUUCGCAUUUAACAUUGCUGGAAGGGUCCUUUUCCAACUCGGCAAUAUUGCGUGUCAAGAAAUUCUCCAAGCUUGGGGAGUUCGGAGUGACCUUGAAAAGCUUAAGAAGACGUUAACUACUAUCAGAGCAGUGCUUUUAGAUGCUGAAGAGAAACAGGCUCAUGACGCUCAGCUGCGGGUUUGGUUACAAGAGUUGAAGGAUGCCUGUUAUGACGCAGAAGAUGUAUUGGAUGAAUUUGAAAUUGAAGCAUCGCGGAAGCAACUUCUGAAACAGAGGAGCAUUAGAAAGAAGGUAAGCCAUUUCUUUUCAGCCUCAAACCCACUUGUUUUCCAAUUUAGGAUGGCUCAUAAGAUUAAAAAAAUUACUGAGAGGUUUGGUGAGAUUGCUGUUUUGAAAAAUAAUUUUCAUCUCAAGAAAAGGCAUCAUGGCCGUAGGCAUGCGCUGCUGUUGGACAGGGAGACUCACUCCUUUGUGCAGGCAUCAGAGGUCAUUGGCAGAGACGAAGAGAAACAAAGAAUCAUAAAAAUGUUGAUGAAAGAUGUUCCAGCUGAUGAGGAAGACAUAUCCGUCCUUCCCAUAGUUGGAGUUGGAGGACUUGGGAAGACCGCCCUUGCGAAGUUGGUGUUCAAUGAUGAAAGUUUAGAUAGUCAUUUUGGGUUGAAACUCUGGGUGUGUGUUUCAGAUGAUUUUGAUCUAAAACGGUUAUUGGUUAAGAUCAUUAAAGCCGGAAAAGGGGUUGAUGGAGACCUUGGUAACAUGGAUUUGGAGCAAUUACAAAAGGUCUUACGAGACUGCUUGAAUGGUAAAAAGUACUUACUUGUUUUAGAUGAUGUCUGGAAUGAUGACAAUAGAAAAUGGCAAGAACUGAAACAGUUGUUAGUGGGAGGUGACAGUGGAAGCAAAAUUGUAGUCACCACUCGUAGUAACCGAGUUGCAAAGAUCACAGGCACAAUUCCCCCACAGCAUUUGGAAGGUCUUCCUUAUGACAAAGCUUUGUCUUUGUUUCUCAAAUUUGCAUUCAAGAAAGGGGAAGAGAAACAACAUCCAAACCUUGUAAAAAUUGGAGAAGAAAUUGUUGAGAAAUGCAAAGGGGUUCCUUUGGUUUUGAAGACAUUGGGGAGUUUACUUUUCUCUAAAACUUCAGAGAACGAGUGGAGACUUGUAAAAAAUAGCGAGACUUGGGAAUUAAUGGAAAAGGAAAAUGAAAUAUUUUCUGUUCUAAAACUAACUUAUGAUCAAGUGUCUCCUCAUUUGAAGCAAUGCUUUGCUUAUUGUUCACUCUAUCCAAAAGAUUACGAUUUUUAUGAAUUUGAGUUAAUCCAGUUUUGGAUGGCUCAUGGUCUUCUUCAAUCCUCCAAUAAAAAUGAAUCUCCGGCUGAUAUUGGUAGGCAAUAUUUGAACGAUCUGUUGUCACGAUCUCUUUUUCAAGAUUGUGAUGGUGAACUUAUUUAUAAUAGAUUCAAAAUGCAUGAUCUUUUACAUGAUCUUGCAUCAUUAGUGGCAAAGAAUGACUGUUGUAUUGUAAACUCUUUCGAGCAAAAUAUUGCCCAAGGGAUUCGGCAUUUGUGCCUAAUUAACUCUUAUUUUCUGGAGGAAAAUGCUUCUAAAUUCCUUGAUAAAUUAGGACAUCUGCGUACACUUAGGUUACCAGAUAUGGGAAAUGGUCCUUCAAACAAAUCCUUUAUUGAAACAUGUCUCAAGAAGUUCCAACGUUUGCGGGUGCUUGAUCUUAGUGGGUCUACUCUCAAGGUAUUGCCCAAAAGGAUUGGUCAUUUGAAGCAUUUAAGGUAUCUCAACCUGUCCGGUAAUCCCAGCAUCAAGAAACUUCCACACUCCAUUUGUAAGUUGCAAAAUUUGCAAUCUCUGUUUCUUGGUGGUUGCAACCAAAUUGAAGAGCUGCCUAAGGAUGUGAGAUACAUGAUCAGUCUCAGAGUUUUAACAUUAACUACAAAACAACGGUUCUACAUGGAUUACAACACUUGA